Brassica napus (rape) is the source of this 5911-nucleotide messenger RNA. Its product is annotated as probable LRR receptor-like serine/threonine-protein kinase At1g29720. Gene Ontology annotation, biological process: protein phosphorylation. The transcript is spliced from 27 exons. NCBI's taxonomy places the organism in Eukaryota, Viridiplantae, Streptophyta, Magnoliopsida, Brassicales, Brassicaceae. The record is from RefSeq and is a predicted model, not a curated record. Gene Ontology annotation, molecular function: ATP binding; protein kinase activity; protein binding. The coding region runs from base 55 to 3096 and encodes 1013 amino acids.
CCCAUUUUUAAAAUAUAUAAUUGACAAUCUCUUCUUACUACUGUGACUAAUCUAAUGUCGAUAAUGGGGAUCUUCUUCUCGGCUCUCCUGUGCUUCACCAUCAUUACAAGCUUCUCCGUGAUUCAGAUUCAGACAACCUCCACUUCACCGGCUCUCUAUUCAGAUGAAUUGAACGCGCUUGAGAAGAUAGCUACUACACUUGGUAUAAAGAGAGUGAAUCUAAGUCAUGAAGACCCAUGUAGUUCCGGAACUCUAAUGAUAACACAACAAGUUGAUUUUGUUUGGAAUCCGGAGGUGAACAACACCAUUGCUUGUGAUUGUAGCUUUAACAACAACACGACAUGUCAUAUUACAGAAUUAGUUCUCAGGAAUUUUACUCUCGAGGGGAAACUUCCACCUGACUUGGCCAAGCUUCGAUAUCUCCAGUCAAUCGACUUAUCCGCAAACUACCUUACUGGCACGAUUCCAGUGGAGUGGGCUUCAAUGUCACACCUCAUUCUCAUCUCGCUCUCCGGGAAUAGUUUGUCUGGGAGUUUACCAACUUGGUUGCAAAACUUGAAGAAUCUGAAGUUCCUAGGGCUUGAAGGAAACCAGUUCUCUGGUCCCAUUCCUGAUGAGCUUGGUAACUUGACCAACCUUGAACGAUUGUAUCUUUCAUCCAAUCAAUUUACAGGAAGCUUACCUAUCACUCUCGCUAAACUAGUAAACCUGGAGCGGUUUUGGAUAUGUGACAAUAACUUUAGUGGAACUUUCCCAGCAUAUAUGGGCAACUGGUCUCAGCUUAAAAGGCUAUAUCUAUACGCGAGUGGACUAAAAGGACCUAUUCCUGAUGCAGUGGCCAGCCUAGAAAAUCUUACUGAUCUGAGAAUUAGUGACACGACAGGAAUAGACUCAUUUCCAAUCCUAUCCAGCAAAGUCAUCGACACCCUGAUUUUGAGGAAUUUGAAUUUGUCUGGUCCAAUUCCUUCUUACAUCUGGAACUUGCCAAACCUAAAGAGACUAGAUUUAUCGUUUAACAAGCUGACUGGUGAAGUGCAAGAUAUACAUAAAGCACCAAAAUUUACCUACCUGGCUGGCAACAUGCUUACCGGAAACUUUGAAUCUGCCUUCUUCUUCAACAACAAACCUAAUAUCGAUCUUUCUUACAACAAUUUAACGUGGUCGUCGAGCUGUCAUAAUAAAAGUAACAUUAACACAUACCGGAGCUCAAACUGGAAGAACAAUUUAACUGGUCUUCUUCCAUGCGCUGGUCCAAUCACCUGCAAGAGCUAUCAGAGAUCACUACAUAUAAAUUGCGGUGGAGGAACUGUACAGAUUACAAACUCCUCUCGUAGAAUCACCUAUCAAGCUGAUAACAAUAAGGUCUUGGCGGCAACAAAUCUUCACAUGGAAGGAUGGGGAAUCAGCAACACAGGUGACUUUACCGAUGAUACAAGUGAUGAUGACACGUUUAUCAUUUCAACUAGUUUAAGAAUAUCUGGAGGUUCUCCUGAUAUAUAUAAGACCGCACGUCGAUCUGCACUCUCUCUAGUUUAUUAUGCGUUUUGUUUGGAAAAUGGAGCAUACAAUGUGAAACUCCAUUUUAUGGAAAUCCAGUUUUCAGACAAAGAAGUAUACAGUCGUAUAGGCAGACGCAUAUUUGAUGUUUAUGUUCAGGGAGAACUGUUCUUGAAGGAUUUUAACAUUAAAGAUGACGCUAACGGGACUCUGAAUCCUGUUGUAAAAGAAUUGAAGGCUGUUAAUGUGACUGAUCAUAUGUUAGAGAUUCGGUUGUAUUGGGCGGGUAAAGGGACAACUUUCAUCCCCAACAGAGGAUACUAUGGUCCUCUUAUCUCUGCUAUCUCCUUGUGUCACAGUCAUGAUCCACUAUGCGGAGCGGAGAAAAUAAAACAUCACAUUAAUUAUCCCCUAGUUCUGGGGGCAACGGGGGCGUUUGUAACAACCACACUUUUGGCAUUGGGAAUAUAUGCUUGGAGAAGACGCAGAGGAGACAAUAUUAGAAGAGAAAGAGAUCUGAGAUCCCAGAGUCUGCAAACGGUUUGCUAUACUUGGAGGCAACUGAAAGCUGCAACAAACAAUUUUAAUCAAGCCAACAAACUUGGAGAAGGAGGGUUCGGAGCUGUAUUCAAAGGAGAGCUGCCAGAUGGAACUAUCAUAGCAGUCAAACAACUUUCUUCCAAGUCACACCAAGGAAACCGUGAGUUUGUGAAUGAGAUAGGAAUGAUCUCAGGCCUGAAUCAUCCAAACCUUGUCAAGCUUUAUGGAUGUUGUGUUGAGAAGAAUCAGUUGUUGCUGGUCUAUGAGUACAUGGAAAAUAACUCACUUGCUCUUGUGCUGCAUGCAAAGAGCUCCCUGAAACUGGAUUGGGUAGCUAGGAAAAAAAUAUGUGUUGGAAUUGCAAAAGGCCUUGAGUUCCUCCAUGAAGGAUCGAUGAUCCGGAUGGUUCACCGUGACAUAAAAACCAGCAACGUGCUUCUAGAUGCCGACCUUAAUGCAAAGAUAUCGGACUUUGGAUUGGCUAGGCUCCAUGAAGAAGAAAACACUCACAUUAGUACCAAAGUCGCCGGAACCAUGGGAUAUAUGGCUCCAGAAUAUGUACUAUGGGGUCAGUUAACAGAGAAAGUAGACGUGUAUAGCUUUGGGGUUGUGGUAAUGGAGAUUGUCAGUGGACAGAGUAAUACUAAACACAAGGGAAGUGAUGAUGAUCAAGUCUCCCUUAUCAAUUGGGCACUGACGCUGCAACAGAAAGGGGACAUACUGGAGAUUGUAGAUCCAAUGCUGGAAGGUGAAUUUAACAGUAAAGAAGCUGUGAGGAUGAUAAAUGUUGCUCUUGUUUGCACAAACUCAUCUCCUUCGAUGAGGCCAACAAUGUCAGAAACCGUGCAAAUGCUGGAGGGAGUGAUUGAAAUAAAAGAGGUUAUGCCAGAUUCUGGUUUAUAUGGACACGACUGGAGCAUGUCAAAGCUCAUGCACAUUGAUACACGUGGGCGCUCGAGCACCUCUGGUGUGACAGAUCAAACAGAAACAUCAAUGAAAUCCUCUGUUUCUGGUUUUGAUCUCUACCAGUAUCCUUCCUCAUCACUGGAAUGUCCCUAGUGCUCGCCUGAAGCAAAUAACAAUGAAAUCAGAAUACACCAAGUCUCUGUGUCUGCUUAUGAUCUGUACAUACUAAGUAACGAGUCCAUUAUACUUGACCAUUCCAUUAUGUCUCUCUCUUUAAACAAGUGCUCUCUCCGUGCGCUAGGAUUUGUUCUUGUUAACUCACUCACUAUCUGUUUCGUACUUGUGUAACAAUGCACAAGCACACACUCAUACUCUCUUGACUCUCUCACGUUUUUUUCUUCUUGUAGAGGGAAGAGAGAACACUUUGUAUGUCUACAUUGUUAACCCUUUUUCUUCAUUACAUACAAACUUACACAUACAUAUAGUUGUUUUCUCACUAACAACUCCACACUCGCCUACUUAGACUUGUACACUUUAACUAGUACAACUCUAGGCUUUACUUCUACUAACCACUCUUAACAACUCUAACAACUAUAUCUUAGGUCGACUUUAACCAACACCAACACUCCUUAUUGUAGACUUGAAGGCUUUGUCUAAACAAAUGGUUAGUUGCAUCUUGACUUUGUUUGUUGUGACCAAAUCACAGCUCAACUCCUCUUUGGUUUGUAACCAGUAUCAAGUGGCAUCUUCUCCCACUUUGACUUUCUUCUUCUACGUGACUCCUUGGUCACUUCUUCUUGUUCUUUUUCUUGUCUGGCAAGGGCCACUUCUUCUCGCUUGAUUCUUCUACUCUUUAUAUGUUUAAUCAAAGGUUAAAUUCCAACACUUGCACCAUUUCAAUUUUUUUUUUUUUUUGAUAACCGAGUGUCCUGGCUCCACCGUGGUGGUCCAGACUAGAGACCGAACCCUUUAGCGGCGCGGACGCACACCCGUGGAUGGGUCAUGGCCAGGCAAUGGUCUUCGGUCUCGGGCGCCAGAGCAAGUCCGCAUGUAAAUUCCCUGGUGGCCAGUGCGAGUACCAUUUCAAUUUUAGUUAAAAAGAAAAAGAAAUCUAGAAGCUCCUUCUAACAGUUUCACUUGUUUUCUUAAUCCUUAAUUGUCUUGCGUUUACAUAGAUACCUAAAGUCCUUGCGUUCACAAGAGAGUCAAGCCUAAUUACAAAUAUUAGUCUGUUUAGUUAUUUGCUUUAACUUAUACUCUUUCAUUUUUGCAUUCCUCGUUAAUUAAUUAUUACUAGGUGAUGACCCGCGCAAAAACGUACAUAUCUUUAUAUAUAAAGAAUGGUUUACUCCCUCCUGGUUGCGCCACGUCAGCUGCCACCUAGAUAAUUCGCUUCCUCUCGCGGUGACACGCGGCCUUUUUACUAAACGCACAGUUUCAUUUAACUUUGAAUCUAAUUGUUACGGGCUUUUGCUACGUGUUUUGGGCUUCUUACAUACAUGUCUACUAAUUUUAUUACAGCCUCUCAUAUAUUUCCGGCUCCGUAUACUUUUAAUCUAAACCCUAAUGUAUAAUCUCCAUCUACGACAAUCAAUCCAAAGACCAAGUCGCCGCCGAAGUGCAUAGCAAUAUAGCAUGUUCAUCAAACCACCGAUGAAGAUCAUUCUGUUGUACAGCCAGCUAUUUUUUUCCCAGCUUCCAUGUGUAACGCCUUCUCGCGACUCAUAUUCUUAUUUCUAUGACGCUGCGUAACCGUCGUCGACACGUCUCUCCCAGCUUCCAAGGGACUAAGUUACUAAUCGAUUCAGUUACGCUCAGUAAUACUUUCUGUGACCAAGAAGCCGAAGAAGGAGCAUGCCGUAGCAAAGCGUCUACAAAGAAUCCAAACAAACCAAAAAGCCCAGCCAGCCAGUGCCUUCUUCAUUUUCAUUGAAAAUUUCCGUGAGACUUUCAAGAAGGAGCUUCCCAAAAACAAAUCUGUUGCUGCUGUGAGUUACUCCUUCUCACCUUAAAAGUUAUUAUGUACCUCAGGUUCUUCAUCUUCAAAGGUAUACUAACGUUAAACUAACUUUUAAUGAAUAAACAAGUUGGAAAAGCUGUUGCAGACAAGAAAAUUCUUGACAUAUGGUGUACAUACUUACUCAGAAUUGUGUUAUUAAGUGAUAAACCAAUUGUCAAUCAAGUGUUUGUUUAUAGAUUGAUUGUUAUGUUGGUUGUUGACCAAGAUGAAGGUCCAAGAGAAGAUGAGGAAUCUGACACCCACAAUGUAUCUGCAGUAUGUUUCCAGCCGGAACUUCCAAUAAUACUCACAGGUUUUGAGGAUGGCACUGUUGGCAUUUGGCACGCUACGACAUACGAGAGUUUUAUCUAAAACCUUUCUUCUAUCAAUAAACAUAGCAAUGAUGUUUUUUUGGUAUUUAACUUAACUGCGCCUUGGAUACAUGAGAUCCUUUCUUAUAUUCAUUUUCACAGUUGGUUUGUUUUUUCUAUUUUUUCUUUUGAUUUGUUAUUUCUACUUUCAUAUUUUUCAGGCUAGAGAACACACUGAAUUAUGCUCAUGAGAGACUUCGGGCCAUUGGUUACAUAAAAAGUUAACGCCAGUGAGUUUAUGAAUUUCUGCUGCCUCAUUUUACGUUUCUGAUUUCUGUAAGUCAAUGUUUGUUAGAUUUGUUUUCCAUGAGUAGAUGUUCUAUCUUGGUAGAAUCUUUAUUUCCGAUUUGUUCUUUGGUUUUCUUCUUAAAUUGACGAUUUGGAGAGCUAAUGGUGCUUGGAAUUGCUAAGAGCUGUUGAGGGAUCAGUGUUAUACAAGACCAUCAAAAACAAAUGUGUUUUCAUUUUAUAGGGUUGACGUCGUGAUGCAUGAUAUUUUCUGUGUUUAUUAAUUCUGAUAAUAAUUGUAAUUAGACCCUUAACCCUGAUAUAAUAGCUGCGUCUAAUGAUAUAUUAUUUACGAGACAGAGUUUAACCA